GUCUGGCUAUUUAACGGCGGGGCUGGUGGCUUCAUUCCGCUCUGAAACUGGCAGCACACCACAUGAAAUCCCCAGUAAUGCGAUGCCAAAGCAGCUUGUUAAACUCAAGAAGAGCGCUGACUGAUCUGAGGGAACUUCUUCAACUCGCCGCCUCCUCAUCUUCACUUUUCACUUGAUGACAAUUUCUGCGGGAUCGUGCCCAGCGCGUCUUUCCCUCUCCGCCUUCCGCAUCUGUCGCACUGAAAGUUUGGUUUUGCGAAAGUAGACAUGAAUAACACCGGCUUCAACCAAACAGAGGGCGGCCUAUUCAACAAGACAGAGGAGUUUUUUUGCUGCAACUUUUCAUCCGUGGUGACUGAUAAUGGCUUUGUGGCAGCCGCUCCGGAUGAGAGGAGCCUCUUCAUCAUGAGGGUGGUCCAGAUAGCCGUCAUGUGCGUUUUAUCCCUCACGGUGGUGUUUGGCAUAUUUUUCUUAGGCUGCAACCUCCUCAUAAAGUCAGAGGGGAUGAUUAACUUUUUGGUAACGGACAGAAGACCGUCAAAAGAAGCGGAAGCAGUUAUUGUUGGAGCCUACUGACUGAUAAAGACAUAUACAGUGAUCAUACUCUGAUCAGAUGGUCACAGAUCGGAGACAGUGUGAUGAUCAGCCGCCAAAGCCGGGCCCCGUUUUCAUAAUGUACUUAGACAAAGAAACAAGAACUCAGAGGAGCGGUCACCUUGCAAGAGGUAACUGAGCUCUGCUGGUGACUGAUACUCACGGGGUGGGUCUACCUUAUUUCUGGUGGCCUUUAAAGGCAAGAAAGAUUCAUUCAUCUUCAAGAGGUAUAGUGCGUUUUAAGCCUAUUGUUGUAUUAAGUACUGUAGGCUGUUUAAUCACGCACUGUUGUCAUGUCAGUAUAGUUUCCCUGUUUGUCAAGCAGCAUCCUUUGUCAAAAUAGUGGCAAAGUGUUUGUAUUUGCUGCUUAGAAAUACCUCCUUGCAUCGCAAAUGCAAUGGGCAAAUUACAUGAAUGUUGUAUGCCUCUGCAUGCAACAUGCAGCUCUCUAUUUUCUGGUGACAGUUGUUUGCGUGUCUUUGUGGGCGGCGGUGAAAGUCCGUAAUACUGUGUAUCAUGUUCAUUUGAAUAAAUUCAUUCUGUAAUUAAAGUUAUCCUCUUAA
This is a messenger RNA of Oreochromis aureus, 1157 nucleotides long. It is a transcript of the gene rprma, whose product is annotated as reprimo, TP53 dependent G2 arrest mediator candidate a. Lineage: Eukaryota; Metazoa; Chordata; Actinopteri; Cichliformes; Cichlidae. The record is from RefSeq and is a predicted model, not a curated record. The transcript has a single exon. The coding region runs from base 268 to 576 and encodes 102 amino acids.